Knipowitschia caucasica is the source of this 597-nucleotide messenger RNA. Lineage: Eukaryota; Metazoa; Chordata; Actinopteri; Gobiiformes; Gobiidae. The record is from the annotation of a GenBank genome assembly.
AUGGAACAGGAAGAGCACGGAGGCCAUCCUAGCAUCAGUGCAAUCACAAAGUGGAGGCACAAUAAUGGUGGACUGCAAAAAGACAGUGGAACAGUGUAUGUUCUUGAUCCUGCACUGUCAAAUAACAUCAAGGCUUCAAAGAAAGCAGCAGCCAAAAUGACUGCCUAUCUAACAAUGAGAGACAAAACAUUGAAGACCGGAGCAUGGACAUCCAAAGUUUUGAAAGGAGGUGCAAUGAUUCAUCCUACACAGACAGAUGGAUGUAGCCGUGGGGUUAUUGUAGUCAUGAUGGCUAGAGCCAUUAUGGCUGACUAUCCAAAUCUUCCUGUCAUGGAUUUUUCCACAUCCAAGGAAAACAUGGAGCAAGAGAGGAGACAAAUGGCCUUGGAGAUUCUUGAAGUGUCUGAAAUGGAUCAACAAAACACAUGUUCCAUGUGUGCAGCAUUCAGGCCACCAGAAAAAAGACGAAAAGCCCAAACAAACUGGAUCUGUUGUGAUACUUGUGAUCGAUGGUUUCACACUUCCUGCAUAACCAUGAACGAGAAGGAUUUUGAUGUGGCCAAAAACAAAGACUGGUUCUGCUGCCUCUGCGAUUGA